AUGUCGGCACCAACAUCAUCCGAUCGAAAUCAAGAAUCACCAGGUAAUCCACUAGGCGUACCUGGAGUAGAGGCUGAACAAAAACUUGGACAACAGGGAUUAUCAAAUUCCUCAACACGUCAAUUGGGUGAAGAUGGUAGUGGACAACGUCAUUUACUUGGCGAAGGCGGUAGUGGACAACAGCAACAUAAAAUUGGUCAAGAUGAAAGUAAACAACAGCAGCAUCAAUCCUAG
Rotaria sp. Silwood2 is the source of this 234-nucleotide messenger RNA. The record is from the annotation of a GenBank genome assembly. NCBI's taxonomy places the organism in Eukaryota, Metazoa, Rotifera, Eurotatoria, Philodinida, Philodinidae.